AUGAGCCAUCAAGUUGCGAUCGCAAAGGCGUCAUUCUCUGCGGCGCUGCUGCGGCCUGACCCCUCGUCUGUGCCUCGAGAUGAGAUCACCGCCGGUCACAGUUCCCUCGAGAGCGCCCUAUCGCAUUGCUCCCACGCAAACAUCCAGAAAUGCAAAAGAUGGCUCCUUCAAUAUGUGGCUUCGUCCGCUAAUAGGAUAGGGGGUCUGGCCAAAUAUCUGGUUGCUCUAGCUGCCUCUGAACCAUCGCAGCCCACUGGAAACCCCUCCCCAAAGCGCCGACGUCUCCACAUACUUUACCUGCUCAAUGAUUUGUUGCACCAUACCAAAUAUCAUCCAGGCGCCAGCACCACUUUUUCCACAGUGAGCGGGUCCCUGCAGCUACACAUCGUGGCAUUGGUUGGCCAUGCGGCAGCCUGUGAUCGCCAAAAGAAUCCACAGCACCAUCGGCGGCUAGAUGAUCUGCUGAGUAUAUGGUCCGAGCAUGGAUACUUUAAUUCCGAGUUCGUUGGCAGGCUCCGGGAAGUGGUGGUCACCUCGGCCUCCACAGGGGCCGCCCCACUAUCCGAGGAUGUCGCCAGCGCAGAUGCCAAGAAGCCCGGGAAGGACGCACCUUUUGUCGUGCCAUCGACUCAUGGAGACUCAUCGGCCCCUUACUACGAUAUCCCGGCGGGAAAUUUGGUCCCCCACAUUAUGCCUAGGUUGACGAUGUCCCUCCCACCCAAUUCCGUCAAACCAAUUCAGCUCAUGGGAGGUCCCGCGGAUGGUAAACUGGUACACCUCCUCAAAGACUUCUUCGGCCAAGUGGACAAGAUUGGUACCCUAUCCGAGACCAAGGACGCGGAUCCAGACACCGACGGACUGGGCCACUCGAUUGGUCGGGACGAGAUCACCAAGGAUAUCCUCGACGGUGACACCUACUAUGGCUGGACCCGCCUUUUCUGCCAGCAGAUGAAGAAACUCCCAGAGCGCUCUCGCAGUCCAAGCCGCAGUCGUAGUCAAAGCCCAGCUAACCUCAAGCGCCGCCAUAGCGACAGCUACAGUCCCGAGCCAAGGUCCCCGGAUCGGUCACGAUCGCGCACGCGCGAUGUGCGUCGUCGCUAUGACUCGCGGUCCAGGAGCCGCUCCCCUGUUCGCUCCCACGAAAGCUCAUACCCCCGUGCACCACGUGGACCACAGUCUUCUCAUUUCCCUCCUCCCCAUCAUCAAGCUCCUCAAUAUCCCCCCGCACACAAACCGUUCCCUCCUCCACAUAACCCGAAUGGCCAGGGACAAUAUGGCCGGCCUAUGCCUCAGCCCGGGUAUGUUCCCCCACCUCAGAACUAUGGUUCUUGGCCUCCCCCACCCCCGCAAAUGCAGGGUGCUUCUUUCUCCCAACCUGGACCCGUUCAUCAAUCUGCGUUCCCCCCUCAAUAUCAAGCUCCGUCAAUGCCAGCGCCUCAGGAUCAAGGCCACUCUAUGCCCCCUGGUCAGCACCACUUCCCUCCCCCUUACUCUGGGGGCCAGAGUGGUUGGGGUCCCCCGAGUGGAUCGGGUGGGCGGCCAUGGCGAUAA
Penicillium olsonii is the source of this 1551-nucleotide messenger RNA. The record is from the annotation of a GenBank genome assembly. Lineage: Eukaryota; Fungi; Ascomycota; Eurotiomycetes; Eurotiales; Aspergillaceae.